Messenger RNA from Alligator mississippiensis (American alligator), 5098 nucleotides. RefSeq names its product methyl-CpG binding protein 2 (gene MECP2). The coding region runs from base 112 to 1590 and encodes 492 amino acids. Gene Ontology annotation, cellular component: heterochromatin; nucleus. The record is from RefSeq and is a predicted model, not a curated record. NCBI's taxonomy places the organism in Eukaryota, Metazoa, Chordata, Crocodylia, Alligatoridae. Gene Ontology annotation, biological process: negative regulation of transcription by RNA polymerase II. The transcript has 3 exons. Gene Ontology annotation, molecular function: double-stranded methylated DNA binding; chromatin binding; methyl-CpG binding.
CUGCCUGCUCCGGGCUUCCUCUCCGGCUCGGUUUGGCCCCCCCCACCCCGGCUUGGCCCCCCCCCUCCCCCCCUCCCCUCCCCCCCCGCGGGUUUCUUCGCUGCGAAGAAAAUGGCGGCGGCGCCGAGCGGCGACGAGGAGCGGCUGGAAGAGAAGGUGGAGGACCAGCACACGCAGGGGAAGCCGGGCAAGGCCAAGAAGACCAAGAAGGAGCGUCAGCAGCAUGAGACUGUGGCUGCAGCUGGGGGACAGCCCUCAGCUGAGCCAGCCGAGGCAGGCAAGGCAGAGACCUCGGAAGGCGAGGGGGGUGCUGGGGCAGCUCCAGCAGCACCCGAGCCCUCAGCUUCACCCAAGCAGCGCCGCUCCAUCAUCCGGGACCGCGGGCCCAUGUACGAUGACCCCACGCUGCCUGAGGGCUGGACCCGCAAGCUGAAGCAGCGCAAGUCAGGCCGCUCAGCUGGCAAGUACGACGUCUACCUGAUCAAUCCUCAAGGCAAAGCCUUCCGCUCCAAGGUGGAGCUCAUCGCCUACUUCGAAAAGGUAGGAGACACCUCUCUGGACCCUAACGACUUUGACUUCACGGUGACAGGCCGCGGCAGCCCCUCACGCCGGGAGCACAAGCCCCCCAAGAAGCCCAAAGCCCCCAAGGGCCCUGGCACAGGGCGGGGCCGUGGGCGCCCUAAGGGCAGCGGAGCAGCUGCCAAGGCCAGGGCGGGCCCAGUUGAGGGUGUCCAGGUGAAACGUGUGGUGGAGAAGAGCCCGGGAAAGCUUCUGGUCAAGAUGCCCUUCCAGCCAGGUCCAGCAGGUGCCAAAGAAGGUGGGGGUGUGGCCACUGCCUCGGCCCCUGUGCUGGCCCUCCGACGGCCUGGGCGCAAACGCAAGGCAGAGCCAGACCUCCAAGCCACCCCCAAGAAGCGGGGCCGCAAGCCAGGUGGCGGGGCGGGUGUGGGCACCCCAGUGGCAGCUGCUGAAGUCCGCAAGAAGGCAGCCAAGGAGGCAGUGGUGUCAGCAACUGCACCAGCUGCAGCCCACGAGACCCUGCUGCCCAUCAAGAAGCGCAAGACCCGGGAGGCUGUGGCCCUAGAGCCAAGACCUCUGCCGCCUGCCCCUGAGCGUGGUGGCCCCAAGGGACCCAAGGCCGGGCGCCGCAGCAAGGAGGGCAGCCCCAAGGGGCGGGGGGGAGCCGGGGGCAGUUUACCUGCCAAGAAGGAGCCGCCCCUGCCACCGCUGCUGCAGCCGCCACACCCGGAGCCCCCUGCCAGCCCCCCGGACAGCGUGUGCCCAGCACCUGCGGCCACGCCCGCACCCACACCCACGCCCCAGGACCUGAGCAACCAGGGCUGCGCUGAGGAGGCGGCUGGGGCCCGGGCCUGCCCUGCUGACCCCCCCAAGACUCAGCCGCCUGCCCUAGCCGUCAAGCACCGGGCAGAGGGUGAACGCAAAGACACUGUGUCCUCUUCUUCUUCUUCGUCCUCCUCUUCCUCUUCCACCUCCACGUCGUUGGCCCCCCCGCCCCCCGCUGGCCCUCGGCCCGGUGCCAGGGACGACGCCGUGGACACCAGGACGCCUGUCUCCGAGCGGGUCAGCUGACUCUGAGUGCCAGAGUGUGACGGGGGUGUAACGGGAGGGGGGGUGCAGCAGCACGGACGGACGGACAGAUGGAUGGCACCCCCUGCCCCUCCCCCCACACCCUCCUCGGGACUCGAGGCAGCUCCGCAGGGCUGGGCCAGGCUGAGCACCCCCCCUCGCCAGCCCAUGUGCUCUCCCCCAGCCUACCCUGCCCCCCUCCCCCCACCCUGGUAUUUCCUAGCGAAAAGCACAGCGCCCAUGGGGGCCGGGAGCCACUUUGCACUUUCCUCCAACUACUGCCCCUCUCCCCACAACGACUGGUGGGCCAGGGGGAGGGGAACGUGUGUACGCUGCACGCCUCUCCGCCCCCAGCAGGCUCCCAGCAGGUAGGAACCGGGGAACCUCCCCUCCAAACUUCGUCCUUGCUGCGGCCCCAGUGCAUUGUGGGGAGGGGGGGCACUUCUUCCAGUUCUCGGCAGGCAUGGAGUGGGGGGGAUUAUUUGCACUAACUAGCCAGGUGUGGGGAGGGGCAGGACUUCCUGUCAGGGGUUGUGGGACUGCACCUGCCUAGUGGUCAAGGGUUCAGGGUUUUUGGGGGCCCCCCAUGGUUAGGGGGAGUGGUGUGUGGGGGUCAUGAUUCUUUUAACCCUGAAUCCCUUCCCCCUCCGUGGGAGCUGCAGAAGGGGGUGCUGUCCCCAUCCCUCUGCCUUUUGUUGGAGGGCUUCCUGGGAGUAACCAGGGAUUCCUGGGCUAGGCACAGGGUGAGAGCGGUUGCCAAGGCUGAGGGUCAUAGGUAGAUCACAGCCUGGGGUUCCCCAGAGGUCAGGAUGUGGUUGAAACUGGGCUCGGGGUCAGGUUAUAGACAAGCUCUGUCAUGGAGUUCACUGGACAUAGGCGUGUACGUGGGGUCAGAUCACAGACUGCCAUGCGGUUCCCUGGAUAUUGGGGUGCACAUAGGGUCACACACAGGCAGAUGGGGCCGUGGGGUUCCCUGAGUAUCUGGAUGCAGGUGGGAGUCACAAGGGGUCAGAUCAUGGACAGGCUGUGAUGUGGGGUUUCUUGGAUAUUGAGGGUCACAUGGGGUCAGAUCACAGACAGGUGCAGCUGUGGGGUUUUCUGAAUACCAGGGUGCAGGUGAGGUCACACGGGGUCAGGGCAUGGACAAGCCAUGAUGUGGGGUUCUCUGGAUGUCAGGGCACACAUGGGGUCACAUAGAGUUAGAUUAUGGGCAGGCCUCUCUUUGUUAGGGUGCAGGUGGUCACAAUGGGUCAGAUCAUAGGCUGUAAUGUGGGGCUCCCUGGAUAUUGGGGUGCAGGUGGGGUUGUGGGGUCAGAUCAUGGCCAAGCUGUUCCAGGGGAGGAUAUUGGAAUGCAGGUGGGGUCACAUGGGAUCAGAUCAUGGAUAGGCUGCAAUCUAGAGUUCCCUGCAUGUUAGGGAUCAUACAGUCAGAUCCCAGGCCUCACUGUGGAGUCCUCUGGCUAUUGGGGGCCAUCAUGGCAGGGCUAUGAGGGUAACUCCAUUUCCAGCUACCCCAUCAUGGAGCUGUGGCUGGGCACAGGGGGCUACUGUCUUACACUGUGUACUGGGAGACUGACAGCCCAGGGAAGGGAGGAGAUAGUCCAUCUCUAGGGCGGCCACACCCCAACUGCUCCAUCCUGUGAGGCAAAGCUUUGCACUUUAGGGGGCAUCUAUCAAAGGGGACAUGUCCCCCCCCACUCCUCUCAGGGCAGAGCUAGUUAGAAAACUAAGGAAUGCUGAGGACUUAACUCCUUCCUGCCUAGCACCUUUCCCACCCAGGGUGAUGGAGUGGAGACACUUGGCACCCAUUACCUUCAUGGUGGGGUGGAGGGGAGUUACCUGACAUCCAUUACCUUCAUGACAGGGGGGAUUACUUAGCAGCCAUUACCUUUGUGGUGGGGCAGAGGAGAAUUGCCCAGCACCCCUUACCUUCAUGGCAGAUUGGGGAGGGGGAGUUACCUGGCACCCAUUACCUUCAUGGCAGGGCAGAGGGGAGUUAUCCGGCAUCUGUUACCUUCAUGACUAGGGGGUUACUUGGCACCUGUUACCUUCAUAGCAGGGUGGAGGGGAGUUACUCAGCACCCAUUACCUUCAUGCCGGGUGUGGGGACGGGGCAUUAUUUGGCAUCUGUUACCUACAUGGCAGGGCAGCCCUGCCUACCGCUCCAUCGCAGUCAACAAUAGCAGCCUGGGGGAAGGGGGGGGAGUACCAUUCUUCCACACACUGGCCCCAGGUGGCCACUUCUGGGGGGUACUGGGUGGGGGGAAUGGGGAAGGCCCCCAGUCCCACUGAUGCAAUCAAACCCCUCCCCACAACCACCACAUUCCCAGCUUCCAAGCCUCGGUAUUCAUUGUUCGACCAAAUAUCACCAGGACUGUUAUCAUCAUGCACACAGAGCUCCCUCCCUCCAUCGCAACCACGUGCUCCUGUGGGCUCCUCCCCACAUUUCGGAGCUGGCCCCUGUGAUGGGAGCUGUAUACAGCAGGCUUAGCUCCCUCUCUUCUGGUCUACAAGCUCCCUCUCCUCUGGUCUACAUAUAUAUUCUGCACUGGUCCCAUGUGCAGCUGUCCGGCCCCUCCCACUGCCACGCACACAUAGAGGGGGACUCCUAGGCCAUGGCUGGGGAGCCAUGGCUGUCAUCAUGGAGAGCUGGGCUUUUGGGGGGCCUGGAUGGGGUGGAACCAUGCCUGGGUGUAGAGGAGGGGCAUCUGCCCUGCUGUGACCCCUAGGGACUGAAUUCCAACUUGGGAAGAGACCCCCCACUCUCAGCUAAGGCCUCAGGGGAUCCGGAUUCCACCCCCCAGGGGGAAUGGGGAGAUUGCAAGCAGCUGGGGAUCCCCCAUCCAUGCUCAUCCACUCCAGUCCCAUGUUGGAGUCUGUUGCUGGAAGGGGUCAUUCCCUGGGAGGUUGAAGCAGUUUAUUAAAGGAUGGAAUUUGUAUCAUUUCAGUAAAAAAAAAAGCGACAAAACCCCCCCAAAAAAGAUACCAGCGGGGGGGGGGGGGGGAGCAAGGCCUGAGACACCCCCCUUCCCCCGAAUGUACCUGUCUGUGUCUGCUCCCCCCCACCCCACCUAUUUAUUCUGGGAGAGACAGAGAGACACUGGAGACAUUUGCCUUAGCCAUGUGUGACUGGAAACAGACCCCCUCCCAGCUCAGCACAUGCGUGUACAUGGCUGUGCAUCCCCCUCCAACAAGUGGGGGGGAACGUGUCACCCACAUUUCCCCUUAUCUUGGGGCCUAGGCGUCACCUUUUUCUUUCUUCCCUCCCCAUUUUGGUUCCUUGCCACCUUGAGUUUCUAUCCCUCCCCUACCCACCAGAAAUUUUGGACCCUGCCCAAUUUUUGGACCUCCUUCAUUUCUGACCCCCCCCCCCCCAUGUAAAAUUCGGUCCAGACUCCAAGCGCAAGUAACUCUCUGCAUAGGUUAUUUCAGUGCUAUAAUUGCAUCUCUUGUUGGUAAGUACUGUAUUCUGUGCUAGACUCGAGCUAUAAAUCUAUGUACAAUUAACCCA